AUGAAAUAUUCGUUUAUAACGAUCGUCAUCUUCAUUACAACGAUAUUAGCACGAUCGGGUCAAGCGGACGAAAUCAACUUUCGAGAUGUGUUUACGAAAGCGAUUAAAACGCCUCAAGACCAGAAUAUUUUGACACGACUUGAACAAAGUCUACCGCAAUUUCUCGAUUUUGAUAUACCUUCAAAUGAAAAUGUCGACAAAGUGUUCGCGAAAUUCAAAGAAGCAAUUCGAUUAUUUCCAGCUAAUAUUCAACGAGACACAGCACUUAAUGAACAAACUGCACGGGAUAUAUUUCCUGCUCUACAACCAAUUUAUCGCUACGUGAAGGAAUCUGUUUGGAAGUCAAUCUUAAAAUUGAUCGAUUUACCACGGCAAUUAACACAAAUUCCAGCUCGAAAUCUACCUGAUGCACAAUUAAAUAAUCUUCUCUCGUAUUCCGAUGACAAUACCGUGUCGAAUGUUCUUGAUUUCAACUCGAAUCGACAAGAUUUUAGUGACGAACAAAAAUCAAUUCUUGUGCAAAAUUAUAUCAAUCGAGUCAAAACGAAGCUCAAUGCCACUAAUUUCCAACAAUUAAUCACGGAAAAAUUAGGUGCAUCCUUUCUUCGGUACCUUCCAAUUGAUUUUCUUGCCCAUGAUACGAUUUUCAAUGAAAACAGCGUCAUUCGUAACAUUGCUACCUGGCUUCAUUUUUUGAACCCUGUUCAACGUGAUGCGGUUGCAAGUAAAAUCUAUCGAACAUUAACCGACACUACAGGUAAAAUUGCGCAAAAUAAUGCGCCAUCAAGUCUGACAGGUAACGAUGCAAGUACAUUGAACAUGAUUGCACGCACAAUGCCAAGUCUGUCGACGCGACAAAUUAUCAAUGCUGUCGGAGAUCGUAUUGUACCGCUACUUGAACAAUCAAGUGUUCGAGAUGAUCAAUCAUGUACGACAGCGCUUGCCCUGCUUAAUCGAACGAUUGAAUCGAAGAAAACAAGUAAUCGUUAUUUCCGACCGAAUCUACAAUUGGUACAACGAUGGCAAGAAUGCUACAGUGGAUGUGAUCUAAACAAUCUGUUUUCCAAUCGUCACGAAUUGAAAGAAUUGUUGAAAAGUCAUCCAAGUCCGGAAAGCUGUGAAAAUCUUGUACAUGAAGUGAAAAAGGAAUACGAUCUCGAACGUGAUGUUUCGGCUCAUAAACUGCGCGAAGUUUCAGACGCUUUUGGUUCGAUCUACCAGGCUGAUGAGAUCAGUCAGUUGAGCGGUGAACUUAUGGCUGAAUUAGGUCGUGAUGAGAAAACCUUAGAAAAACUCGGUUCACAAGAUUUGACACCCAACGAGGCUCGAACAAUCAUCAAUAAGAUUCCUCGUUCGACUCAAAAUCUUUGGGGAAAGAGCAUGCUUGGCAAAUUAGGUAAUCUCAUUCCUGGACUGGACAAUGCCAUUCUCAAACAGAUCUUAACUCGGGGUCGAGGAGAUUUACCGUCAUUGUUCAAUAAUACAUCUCCGUCGUUCAUACGAAAACUCGUACCCAGCAAAAUUCGACUUUUGAUCGAUCAAUACGCAACUGAACCAAAUCUCGCGAAAUAUCGACAAUUAUUGGCUUCGGAUUAUGCAAAGAGAUAUAUCAAAUCUGAAACGUUGACUAGAAUUCUUCAAUUAGCCCCUGACGUUCUUCGUUUGAUACGUUUCACUCCUGCUCAAGCCUCGGCAGCCAUUGCGAAUCACUUAGAUUCCGAACGAAGUUUCGAUGGCAGUCUCAGUAACUUGGGAAAGAUAAUGAAUUUUAUCAACGGUUUAACUAAAACCGAUGUGGAAAAGAUCAAACCGGAAGAAUCCUUACAGGCUAUUCAACAAGUUUUUGGUAGUGCAAGAAGUAAAAACAUUGAUAGUCAAAUGCAGUCGAAUACUCGUUACGCAUUUGGAAAUGUUCUACGCCGCGGUUUACAAACGAGUGAAGCAACACAAAAGACCGAUGAUUAUAUCAAAGGACUUUUCCGUGAGGACAAUCUUGUUGACGACCUCAAUCCACAAUUGUUUACAACGAUGACAAACGCGGAACUUGAUGCUAUCAAUCAUUUAGAUAAAGAUCAAGCCAAUCGAUUUUGGAACGCAAUUGGUUCCAUCCGUGAACCAGCUUGUUGUUCAAUUGUAAAUGAAAAUCGUUUCCGCUUAGCUGAUUACGCUCUAAGAUGCUAUGGUUCAGCAACAGGCGACAUCGAUGCGUUCAAACUGUCUCAGCUGGGACCAUUCCUUGUUACAAGUUUACGCGCGAGUGACAUUCGUCGAAUUACAACUGAUGGUUUGAUUAACAAGAUCAACUUGUUCAAAUCGAACUGUUUUCAACCAGCUAAAGCUGAAGCUCAUGCACUUGGUGCUCGACUUAACGAUGCACUUGGUGAAGUCGAUGACGGACUCAAAGCUCUGUAUCUUGAUCUUAUUGGUGAAUUAGCAGCCUAUCUACCGGCGGAGGUAUCUGCUCCGAAACAUGUAUUAGCACAGCGAGCAAAUUACCUAUCGAAAUCUUUGGACAAACUUCACAAUCGUGAUGAAAACUGUAAAAUACCUGACGCAGAUGAUUUCUUGAGCAAAUCAACUCUUGGUAUUAAACGAACGUUGGCCAAUGCAUUCUUAGAUCAAUAUUCUUCAUUACAUCCUUCUCGUAAUCGUCGACAAGUCAGUCAAAAACGAAAUAAUAUAACUUGUCAAGAGCUACGACAGAUGGGUUCAGCUGUCUCAGCUCUCUCGUCGGAACAAAUUUCGUCGCUUGAUGAUGAUGUUCUCGUUCGAUGUAUAGAUGCGUUUGGUGCAGUAAAACAAUACAGCGGUGAUCUAACAAAACAAAUUGCUCAAAAAUAUAUUCAGGCAUUACAAAAUCAAGGUCGACACAUUCAAUCUCUAAGUCAAUCGGAAUUAUAUCAAUUGAAUUCGAUCUUGAUCGGUUUUAAUCCAAAUGAAUUGCUACAAUUACGAACCGAAUACUUCCGCGAUGGAUAUUUCCUCUCGUUUAUUGGAAAUCUCAACGGUUGGACACUGGCUCAAUUGAAAUCUCUGGCACAACUAGCACUCAGUUUUGAACAACGCCUCACACCGACACUACUUGAAAAUGCUGGCAAGAUCCUAUGUGCGAUUGACGAUGGACUUCUUCGUCGCAUUCCACCUGAAGAAGUCAAAUCGUAUCUAUCUAUUUUGGCCAAUAUCGAAUGUCCAAAUGAAGCGAAUGUCAAUUAUUCAUCAACAUUGUUCGAUGUUGUUAAAACUAUCUAUCAGACUGAGAUUCACCGACCACAUAUCUUUGGUUCAUUGGGUACAAUCGCUGCCGGUUUGAAAUCUGGAGAUUUGAGUGCCUUGUCUCCUGAAUUGUGGAAUUUCUUUCCUCAACAAGCACUCUCACGUCUUCCUCAAGACAUUUUUAAAUCAUUUAACAAUGAACAAUUACAAAAUCUAAAUAUUGAACAAAUUAAAACUAUUCCAAAUAGUUUACUCAGUUCACUAAGUCGAAAACAAAUGGUUAUCAUCAACCAAAUCUUGUAUCCAUUCAAAACAUCAGAAGAACUGACUUAUUUCAAUGAAAAGACAACGAAUAAUACUGAUGAACCGAAUAUGAGUGGUAUGGAAUAG
Messenger RNA from Adineta ricciae, 3603 nucleotides. NCBI's taxonomy places the organism in Eukaryota, Metazoa, Rotifera, Eurotatoria, Adinetida, Adinetidae. The record is from the annotation of a GenBank genome assembly.